Insectozyma verbasci is the source of this 579-nucleotide messenger RNA. The record is from the annotation of a GenBank genome assembly. NCBI's taxonomy places the organism in Eukaryota, Fungi, Ascomycota, Pichiomycetes, Serinales, Debaryomycetaceae.
AUGAAUUAUUAUGAUGAGUUAGUUAACGAUAUUGAAGAAUUAAAUGAAAUAAAUCAUACGUUGAAAAGUAAAAUAAGUGCACUUGAAUCAAUUAAUGAUGAAUUACGAUCUCAGAUUAUAAAUUUAAGAAAUCAACAUCAGACUUAUUCAAAGGGGAGUGAAGUGUUAGAGACUUAUUUGAACCAUCAAAAUAAACUAUCAGCAAAUAUCAAGACAAAUAGAAAGUUCAAGAUUAGCAAGCGUUUAAAUUACGUGUCACGAAGAAUUCAAAAACAGAUACAAGUUCGAAAUUCUGCAUUAGAUCAAUAUAGAAACAACAAGGCAAUUUAUAAUCAUUAUGAAUACUUAAAUGAAUUAUUAAAUGAUGAAAUUGAAUUAUUAUUAGCUUAUCAACCUGAAACAACUGAGACUGAAUAUUCUUGGGAUACUGAAUCUACUAUAGUCACUGAAUUUGUUUUAAAAUUUGAUGAUUCUACUACACCUGAAACAGAAUUAACUAAUAGGAAAGUCCACUUUGAAUUAAAUACGGAUGACGUUAUGGGAAAUUUAAUACGUGAGUUCAGAACAAAACUUAAGUAG